AUGACUACUACAACUGCAACUGCUUCAGGUUCUACUCCCCCAGGACCAUUAAUACUCCCUUAUCCCGGUACAAAACAUGCACCACCUAAAUUCAAGGGUGAAUUUACACAAGUUAAGAAGUUUAUCAAGCAAUAUGAGAAGCUUUACCUGUGUGAAAAUGUUAUCCAAUAUUGUUCAACUUAUGUCACUGACCUAAUUGAGGUCUUAGAAAGCUUUUUCAAUUAUAACUGGACACAACUCAAAGCUGAUCUAAUGAAUAACUUUGAUGCAGACCAUGAUACAAAGCGAUACAAACCAAAAGAUUUGAAUAAGAAACAAAUCAGAACACUAUCAGAAUGGAAGUGUUAUAUGCGUAAGUUCACCAUUAUUGGUGGAUGGCUCAAGACACACCAUAAAAUUAGCAGUAAUGAUCAUGCUACAUAUCUAUGGAAAGUGGAAGGAAGACUUAUUGCCAGAGACCCCUUAUGUGAUUGCACUAUCCCCUAUUCACCAACUGAAAUUGUAGCAGCUGUUACGACAAACGGUCGUGUGCGACUAGGAUAA
Suillus discolor is the source of this 543-nucleotide messenger RNA. RefSeq lists its product as uncharacterized. Lineage: Eukaryota; Fungi; Basidiomycota; Agaricomycetes; Boletales; Suillaceae. The record is from RefSeq and is a predicted model, not a curated record. Bases 1 to 543 code for a protein of 180 amino acids. The transcript is spliced from 4 exons.